This is a messenger RNA of Fonticula alba, 1107 nucleotides long. RefSeq lists its product as hypothetical. NCBI's taxonomy places the organism in Eukaryota, Rotosphaerida, Fonticulaceae. The record is from RefSeq and is a predicted model, not a curated record. The transcript has 2 exons. Bases 1 to 1107 code for a protein of 368 amino acids.
AUGGCAACCUCGCUUGCCGGGCUGGCCACCACCACUGCCGACAAGGCCCGCAUCGACAUGGACCAGAUGCGAGGAGCCCUGCUCCGCGCGGCCACAAGCCUCUCGAAUGCAUCGCUGCUGCUUGCGCGCCUCGAUGGGGCAGCCUUCCCGGAGCGCCCGCGCUUGUCGCACUUCCAGCAGGCCCUCUUCCGGCAAAUUUCCCACCUGCCGGCCACCGACCAGGAUGCCCAGGCUGCCGGGCAAUUGCUGGACCUGGUGGGUGCCUCGAUCGCCGGGACCAGCCCGGCCGACCGGCUCUUCUACCAAAGCACCGGCUACGAGGAGUCCCGGUCGCCGCUGUAUGCCGAAACGCUGGCCAGCCGCCACGCAUGGGGCCACACCACCCACACAUCGGACAUCACGGCCAGCGCCCACUCUGACGGCCUCUUCCAGGCCCGCUACACCUCUGGGGAGGAUUCGGUCCUGCUCGGCCUCCGAGCCGAGUCGGCCGAGCACGACUGUCCGGCCGCGGAGGGCUGCGUCUGUGGCCGCCUGGGCCCGGCGUCGGUGUGCCCGACCGAAUCGACAGACAUCCUGCUCCUGCGGCCGGAGCAACUGGGCCCGGACACCGCCCUGCCGGAGCACCGAUCCCGGUAUUCGCGCUUCGGCUGGCCACUGGCCCUCUCCCAGCAGGCGGGCGGCUAUCUCCAAAAGUCCACCGAGGGGGCGGCCGAGGCGCGCCAGCUGCUGGAGCAGCUCCGGCUCUCCUCAGACCGCCUGGCCAAGGUAGCCCGCUUUGUCGGAGAUCGUGUCGACCCGGCCGACCUGCCCAGCGUCUAUCAGGGUGGGCUGAUGCUCCGGCUGAGCGAAGUCCUUUUGAAUUCCAUCGGCCGCGCGGCUUCCCGAGCUUCCGAGGAUGGUGCCCCGGCGUCGGGAGCCGACGGCCUACCACCGGAUGGGGUCGAGGUCCUCCUGCAGCGCGAAGCCCAGGCUCUAGCUGCUGCUGCCCUUGCACUGGACUCCGAGAGCGGCCUCUUUGCCAAUGCUCUGAUUGACGCGCACUCCGGCUCAGCCGAGGCCCGGGCCCUGUGGCACGACUGGCGGACCCUUGGCGCCCUUCUUGAAUAA